CGCAGGGAACGACCCCCGACUAGGUCCCUGCCCCUGUUUUCGCAAUAUACCUGGCAGGUUUUCUAUCAGAUGACCCAUCGUAAUAAUGCUGGAGUUAGGAAGCUCCAUUCCUUUGCUCCAAACCAGAAGACUUCUUCCCCUGUAUAUAGAGUAGGAGUAAUGUUGGCUAGAAACUGGCUGGUGUUUAAAACAGAAGAUUGUCAUGACUAUUUAACCUAAGCUCCAUGCUGAAGUAAGAUUAAUUGUCUUGGAGAUACUAAAUUGGGUAAGUGUUUUAAAUAAGGGUUUGAGUGGUGGGAGAAAUAUAGAGAAAAAUCUGAAAUUAAGGAAAGUACACUCGUAGAUAGAAAUUAAUAAGCAGCAGUGGAACUAACUUAACAGUUGGAACUUUGUUAACUUCAGGCUUAUGAUACAUCUUAUUUGGAGGUUAAUAGUGCAGGAAUUUUAGUAACUUGUGGCUGAUUAAAUCUAGGGUUGAAACACUUUUCAACCAGCAAUGAGUUACAUUUGAAAAAUUUUUUUAAUUAUGUAUAAAUUCAGAAAAAAAGCAUUUUAAUUUAAAAUGUGCUUAGAUGCAGUACUAAUGUGAUUGUCAGCUAUGCUUUAUUGCUAUUUAUUACAUUGUUUCUAUGGGAAAGUGAUUUCUGCACUUAAAUCUCUGGAAGCUAGUCAGAGACACCUAGAUAAGACAUUUAGAGAUUCAAGGAUCCAGAGUAUUAGAAUAUUCUGAACAAUCUAAAUUCAUAAAACAGGAGAUACGUCUUCUAGGUUAGUUAUUCUCCGAUAUUCUAAAUUGAGAGACACAGAGUACUUUUAUAUGAGUCAUGAGCUCUAUUCUCAGUUUCACCUACUGGAUAUUUGUCAUUUUAUACCAGAGAAUACAUGUAGAUAAAUGCCAUGUUUUCUAUUUUAAUUGAUCUCUUCUUUUUCUUAUUGGUGGGGUUCUUCACUUUUCAUUUUAUUUAUUUUUUAAAAUGUAUUUAUUAUUAUUUUUUGAGGUACACCAAGUUCAAUCAUCUGUGUUUAUACACAAAUCCCCGUAUUCCCUCCCUCCCUCGACUCCCCCCCGCCCUCCCCGUCCCAGUCCUCUAAGGCAUCAUCCAUCCUCGAGUUGAACUCCCUUUGUUAUACAGCAACUUCCCACUGGCUAUCUAUUUUACAGUUGGUGGUAUAUAUAUGUCUAUGCUACUCUCUCACUUCGUCUCAGCUUCCCCUUCACCCCCCGCCCCGCCAAACCUCAAGUUCUCCAGUCCAUUCUCUGCAUCUGUGUCAUGAAAAGAUGUUCAACAUCACUAAUCAUCAGAGAAAUGCAAGUCAAAGCCACAAUGAGGUAUCACCUCACACCGAUCAGAAUGGCCAUCAUCACAAAAUCUGGAAACAACAAAUGUUGGAGAGGGUGUGGAGAAAAGGGAACUCUCUUGCACUGUUGGUGGGAAUGUAAGUUGGUAUAGCCACUGUGGAAAACAGUUUGGAGGUUCCUUAAAAAACUACAAAUAGAACUACCAUAUGAUCCAGUAAUCCCACUACUGGGCAUAUACCCAGAGAAAACCAUAAUCCCAAAAGAAACAUGUGCCAUAAUGUUUAUUGCAGCACUAUUUACAACAGCCAGAACAUGGAAGCAACCUAAAUGCCCAUCAACAAAUGAAUGGAUAAAGAAGAUGUAGCAUAUAUAUACAAUGGAAUAUUACUCAGCUAUAAAAAGGAAUGAGAUGGAGCUAUAUGUCAUGAGGUAGAUAGACCUAGAGUCUGUCAUACAGAGUGAAGUAUGUCAGAAAGAGAAAGACACAUAUUGUAUGCUAACUCAUAUAUACGGAAUCUAAAAAUGGUACUGAGGAACUCAGUGACAAGACAAGAACAAGGACGCAGAUUCACUUUUCAUUUUAGAAUUUAUUAAAACCUCAGAAUGGUUGUAAAGUGGAUCACAGAUGGUUAGUGUGUACUUUGAGACUAACGAAUGUUGUCAUGUUCAGUGUCUUUUCGUCAGAAUGACCUACUUAAUAUUUUGUUUUUAAACUGAUUAAUAGUCUUUAUUCUAUUUCUUAGGCACUGGAAUGUGCUACUAAAGCAUGAACUUUGGAGUCCGGCAGACCUGAGUCCAAAUUAUAGCUCCGCCAUUUAAUUAAUACUUAACUAACUUAAUACUUAAGCUCCAAUUUAUAUAUCUUUAAGAUGAGAAUAAUAAUAAUUCCUACUAAACGGGUUUAUGACAGUUAAAUGAGAUGAUGAGAUUGUAAGGCUCUUAGUCCAGUGUCUGGCAUAUAGUGAUGUCUCUAAAAAUAUCAGUUACUCUUUAAAGAAAAUUUGUUUUGUUUUGUUUUGUUUACAGACACUAAUUGUAGCUUUUCCCAGGAAUUCUGUAUAAUUACCUUUUUUACGUGAAAAUUUUCAUUCAUGCCAUCUGUUGAUUCUUUCCCUUUUGAGAUUUAUAGUUAAUGACCUUCAUUAUCUUUUAAUGAAAACAGAGUCUUGAGUAAUUGUCAUAUCAAAAGCAGUGUGAUUACUCACAUAUAUCCAGAUUAUUUGGCACUCCAGAGCUAAACUAUCAAGAGAAAAUAUAAAAAAUGUGAAAAUUGUUAACAAAAGUUACUUUUAGCCUGGAAGAAUUUAAUUGACCUCCAGUUCAAGUAAUUUGUUUAGAAUUUCAAGUUCAGCUUCAAGUAGCCAUUUGGUUAUAACAUUGGCAGUGAUGAUUUUAAGCUAAAAACCUUUUUAGAAAAAUUAUUUAAAUCUUGCAAGAUUUCACAUUGUUAUAUUCGGUCAGAAUUUUGGUUAGUUUACAGAGAAUCUGUAUUGUACAUGACCUAUUAUUUAACAUGAGGAUUAUUAUAAAUAUUUUAAACUAAUAAGUUUAUGACUGAUAAUUUAAAGACAAUAAGAAUGACUAGCCUACAUUUUUUUCUGUCUUAUUUUAUAACUUUUCUAAAUUAAACUGUAAGGGAAUAAUUGUUUCAUUACUUCUCUUAUUGGAUGGCUCUAGUUUGAGUGCUCAAAGAAUCACCCCCUCAGGAACACAAAAUUACCAUUAGUAUCCUUUUUAUGUAUUCUGUUUUCCAUUCAUUUAACAUACUCAAAUAUGAACUUUGCUUAUUAGGAAAAGGUGCUUAAAUGGUGGUCUUAGAAUGCUUAGUCAUUUUAACUUGUUUAUAUUCACUCUUUGUUUUAGCAGAUUAAGAGUAAUUUUGUUAAAUAGAUUCUAUAGCUAGAUGUGUAAAACAGAGUAUGUUUAGGGGAUAAUAUUUCUUCUUUUCCAGGGUAACCCAAAUCUGUUUCUGGAACCAUGAAAAUUUUGUUGGUUUUUGACUUUGACAAUACAAUCAUAGAUGAUAAUAGUGACACCUGGAUUGUACAGUGUGCUCCAGAGAAAAAGCUUCCUAUUGAACUACAAGAUUCUUAUGAAAAAGGAUUUUGGACAGAAUUUAUGGGCAGAGUCUUUAAGUAUUUGGGAGAUGAAGGUGUAAGAGAAGAUGAAAUGAAAAGAGCAAUGAUGUCAAUGCCUUUCACUCCAGGGAUGGUGGAACUUUUAAACUUUAUAAGAAAGAACAAGGAUAAAUUUGACUGCAUCAUUAUUUCAGAUUCAAAUUCAGUCUUCAUAAAUUGGGUUUUAGAAGCUACCAAUUUUCAUGAUGUGUUUGAUAAAGUGUUCACAAAUCCAGCAGCUUUUGAUAGCAAUGGUCAUCUCACUGUGGAAAAUUAUCAUGCUCAUUCUUGCACUAGGUGCCCCCAAAAUCUUUGCAAAAAUGUAGUUUUGGUAGAAUUUGUAGGUAAACAGUUACAACAAGGAGUGAAUUAUACACGAAUUGUUUAUAUAGGUGAUGGUGGAAAUGAUGUCUGUCCAGUAACCUUUUUAAAGAAGAGUGAUGUUGCCAUGCCACGGAAAGGAUAUACUUUACAGAAAACUCUUUCUAGGAUGUCUCAAAAUCUUGAGCCUAUGGAGUCUUCUGUUGUAACUUGGUCUUCAGGUGUUGAAAUAAUUUCUCACUUACAAUUUCUAAUAAAGGAGUAAUAUGCCAACAA
Molecule: messenger RNA, 4014 nt
Organism: Hippopotamus amphibius kiboko
Lineage: Eukaryota; Metazoa; Chordata; Mammalia; Artiodactyla; Hippopotamidae
Gene: PHOSPHO2
Product: phosphatase, orphan 2
Exons: 3
Coding region: 3278-4003 (241 amino acids)
Molecular function (GO): phosphatase activity
Source: RefSeq, a predicted model, not a curated record